Messenger RNA from Teleopsis dalmanni, 1130 nucleotides. RefSeq names its product 4-nitrophenylphosphatase. The coding region runs from base 184 to 1125 and encodes 313 amino acids. NCBI's taxonomy places the organism in Eukaryota, Metazoa, Arthropoda, Insecta, Diptera, Diopsidae. Gene Ontology annotation, molecular function: phosphatase activity. The transcript is spliced from 6 exons. The record is from RefSeq and is a predicted model, not a curated record. Gene Ontology annotation, cellular component: cytoplasm.
AUAACUGAAUUAGUUCUGAAGAAGACGCGUUUCAGUAAAGUCGACAAUUGAAAUUGUAAACACAAAGAAUCUGUGGUUGGCCUUUGAAUUGUUUCAGUGAUAUUUGAGAUCAUUAAGCUUUGAAUUACAAAUUUUUGCUUUACACAUGUAAAUUUCAAUAUAUUUGAACUUUUUGUAUUAAUUAUGGCAGAAGCUCUGGAGAAUUUUACUGAGUGUAAUCCCAGUGGAAGUAAAUAUAUAAAAAAUUUGACGAGUCGAGAAAAGUUAAGAUUCUUGGAUUCUUUUGACGUGGUCUUUUGUGAUUGUGAUGGCGUAAUAUGGCAAACUUUACGAGACGCUAUACCAGGUGCGGCAGAAGCGAUCAAUUUUUUAAGAGCACAAAAUAAAAAAGUGAUUUUCGUCACAAAUAACAGUAUUACAUCGACAUCUGAACAGCUCAAGAAAUUCGAACGCUCAAAAAUUACAAUAGACAAGCAUGAACUUGUGCAUCCGGCGGAAACGAUCUGCAAUUACUUAAAAUCUAUCAAAUUUGAAGGUUUGAUAUUCUGUUUGGCCACAAGACCGUUUAAGAAUAUAUUGCGUGAAGCUGGCUUUCAGCUGGUGGAGCAGGAAGAACGUAUUAUACCCGAAUCAGUAAACGAUUUACGUGAGGCUAUUUAUUGUAAUGACCCAGUGAAGGCGGUCAUCAUUGACGUAGAUUUCAAUUUGACAGCAGCUAAACUAAUGCGUGCACAUGUGCACCUUAAAAAUCCAGAUUGUCUUUUUAUAGGAGGCGCUGCGGAUGUUUUGAUACCAUUUGGUGGCAUGGAUGUAAUCGGGUCUGGUCCAUUUAUAAGUGUUGUUGAGGAGUCAACGAAACGUAAAGCCACAAUACUAGGAAAGCCAGGAUUGCAGUUAUGUGAACUUUUAAAACGUAACUACAGUCUUCAGGAUGCUAAACGUGCGCUCUUCAUAGGUGACAGCUUAACAAGCGAUAUUAAGUUUGGCAAAAUGUGCGGUUUCCAGACUCUGCUGGUCUUGACCGGUGGUACCAAAUCUGCAGACUUAAACGAAUAUUUAUCACUAAAUGAAACGCCUGAUUUUAUAGCAAACACUCUAGCUGAUUUAUGUGAACUUAAAUCAUAAAUUUA